AUGAAUGCAAGUUCUUCUCUUGAUGCAGGACCCCUCUUCGUGCAAGCUAACACGCAUUGUGUGAUUGCCAGUAGCUCGGAGAUUCCCUUGUCAACAUCAGUCAUUAAUAUAAAGGUUCUCCUGGAGAGCCUCGGGAAGCCGAACCAAUGGAUUCUCACCAAUGUUAAGGCCUUGAAAGUUUCAGACCUCCCAGAGUCCCUAAAAAUUUCAUCGCUGGUUGAAUUGGAUUUGGUUCUGGUGGGAGAAGGGAAGAAACACCCUGAUGAUGCUCAAGAGGAUCCACCAGAUGCCCCCAAGCAGGGAGAGAACAACUCCAAUGGUGACGAACAUUUUGAAUUCGAAACUGAGGAUGCGAUUAGGGACAUGACAGUAGUGGAUUUCCUGGAGAACGAAGGCAACGACAUAUUUGUUCAUGAUUUCAUCCAUCUCAGCUCAUCAUUGGUCAUGCCUCUUGAGACACAUGGAUCAAAUUGAGGGAAUGGAAUGAGUCAUGGAGAAUCUUUAUGCCAUGGAUAUUACCAAGUAACUCAUGAAAACAGGAACCGAGGCGCACAUGGAAUCCAAUGAGAUAGCAUCAGAAGGCAACGGGUGAAGGAGUGCACUAGAAGCAUUGAAGAGACGCAGAGAAUUCCUGGAGUGACAUAUUAAAAGGGAAAUUUAUCAACAUGACUUCAAGUGCUGUUGUUCCAAAUUGCCUUUACUCAACCAUGAAAAUUUUGGGUUUUUCCUGUUUGUUCCCCCCCCCCCGUGUAACAGCACCUGCUGCCUUCUUCCCUGUCUCCUUUUCCUUCUCUUUGUUUCCGCUAAUUUCAUCGAUUGGGUAUGGAUUUGAUCUGAUGUGAUAUUGCUUCUUUUUCUGCAAUUGAGUAGAAAGUAUGAAAUUACUAGCUAUGGCCGCGCCGUCGGCGCUCCGUUACCUUGGAUAGUGAUUAAUACACUCAUUUUUUUGCGAAAUGAGAAACACGUCUUUAA
Messenger RNA from Darwinula stevensoni, 972 nucleotides. NCBI's taxonomy places the organism in Eukaryota, Metazoa, Arthropoda, Ostracoda, Podocopida, Darwinulidae. The record is from the annotation of a GenBank genome assembly.